Molecule: messenger RNA, 2223 nt
Organism: Pocillopora damicornis (cauliflower coral)
Lineage: Eukaryota; Metazoa; Cnidaria; Anthozoa; Scleractinia; Pocilloporidae
Source: RefSeq, a predicted model, not a curated record
AUGGUUAUGAUUACGAUUUUAAUAUCUAACAUUAAUAAACAACAAAUAGACGAAAACAAGAUACACCCAGAAGAAGUUAGAGCUGCUGAAAGCGCGCUUGAAAAACUGGAAGAUAGUUCGUUACAAUUCAGUGAAGUGAGUGAGGUGGACGGUGGUCCUUUUCAGUUUGUCGAAUCGGAUCAUACUACCUUUUGGAAGAAUAAAAAGGGUAAAAUAAAUCAGAAGCGUUUUAAUAUUGCAUCAGUCGUAUGUUACUACUUUUGGAAAAUAGGGAGAUUACUGAAAGCAAAGGAAAAGACUGAGGCCUCCUCUGUAGUGCGUGAAAUAGAGAAAGGUUGUUGUAAGAGGAAGUGCAUAGGAGAUAUUCCAGUUCGGUACGUUACGAAAAAAAGGGAGGAAUUUUGGUUGAAGACCAACCAAGAGAGAAACGAAGUUAUAACUACUGCCAUUGCCAGCAGAAGUGAUGGCCGUCUACAGUUGAAUGAUGUCUCGGAAACCAUUUGUGCAACGGCAUGGUGUACCGUCCACGGGUUCUCCAUUUCAAGUUACUAUGAGCAAUUAAAAAAAGGGAACCAGUGUACUCAGCAGAGUAGAAAGAAAUCUCUGGCCUUCGAACUGGCUUUGGAGUGGUUCAGAGGAUUCGCAAAAAGUGCAGAACAAAUGCCAAACUCCUCCUCAAGGCCAUUGCUGUCCUGCCUGACGAAAAAUGAAGUGUAUACGUUGUACAAGGAGGAAAUGGGGGACAACCCUACACUUUCACGCGUGCACUUCUUAUAUAAAAUGUGGAAAGUGAACUUUCCAGAUGUUUAUAUACCAAAGCAAAGUCGGUUUACAAAGUGCACAAUUUGCGAACAGUUGAAAGUAGAAUUGAGUAAGCCGCAAGUUCAAGAACAGCACAAUCACUUGAGAAUGAUGAGGAAACUUCACCUUACUCAACAGAUGACGGAGAGGAACAAGUACUACAAACACAACAUCAAAGCAAGAGUAAACCCAAACAAGUACUUGUCCCUUAUCAUUGAUGGCAUGGACCAAGCUAAACAUAACUUGCCACAUUUUACUACAAGUACAAAGGUAGACGAAGGUGCGUGGAAAUUAAAGACGCAUCUCACAGGUGUCCUGGUUAACCAGAAACAAGAAGCCCAUGCGUUUCUUGAUUUAUGCGAGUACCCGCAUGAUUCAAAUUUGACUAUCAACGUCAUGCUGGAGACUCUCGUACGCCACAUUGACUUUUUACCGCCUGUCCUGUACCUCCAGAUGGACAACUGUUGGAGGGAGAACAAAUACCGCUAUGUCCUAAGUUUUCUAAGUUUAUUGGUCGAGAGGAAAAUUUUUGAGAGGAUCAAAAUAUCUUUCUUGGUGGUGGGUCAUACAUAUGAAAACAUCGAUCAGAUGUUUUCAUGUGUAGCAAGAAGACUUGCCAAGAACGCCGCCCAUACUUUAGAGGCACUGAAGGAACAGAUUAAAAUGUUUUCAUUUGUAGCAAGAAGACUUGCCAAGAACGAUGCCCAUACGUUAGAGGCAUUGAAGGACCAGAUUAAAGUAUCAUACACCCCUUCUGUAUUAGUAGAGGAAUUGUUAUUUGUGUUCGAGGUCAAAGCGUGGAUGGAGAACUCCAUGAAUUACAUAUCAGGCCACAUCCACCAAGCCGUUUUCAAAAUUCAAAACGACAACGGUAACUCCAAGCUGUUUUACGAGAAGUGGUCCAUCUCACCUGUCUGGCGGCCUGAUGGCGGGAUACGUCUCAUCUCGCCCAUAUUAAGAGGAGGUCCCAAGCUUGUCAAACCGAACAGUCUCGAUGGCAUGUACCUUGACAAGCUUGAAAUGGACCUCCCAAAAUACGCCAUGAAAUUGCAAGACUCAGAAAUAGUAUGGUAGAGAGAGUUCAUAACGAGGCUGAGGAAUCGCCAUGAGCAGCCACACAGGGCUAAAAAAUGGGACGUGAAUGCCCUGGCAAAUACUGUUAGCCAAGUUGCCACAGCGCAGUCUACCUCUUCUGUGGAGUUGAGUAGACUCGUAUCGAGAGAAGAAAGAGAAGUCGAGGUAACUAUAACCGCUCGACGAUAAGAAAGAAUAAACACCCAGGGUACCUCUUGUGUGCAACAGUAUGUUGCCGGAUUAUUAGCCAGCACGGGCCGCACAAAGAUACUAUAACAUAACAGAUUAAAUCAAAUUUAAAUAUCGAAUUAAUCUAUAUAGUAACCUGUGCCAUGUUGGUCUUGACUC